UCCCUCACAUCUCCUCUCUAUUGACUCCCUCUCCUCCUGCAUCAUACUGGAGACCCCGUUGAGAGCAGCUUUUCUCUCUAUAAAGACAAGAUGCAGCUCAGGCGCCUUUUGAGAUGAGCGCAAGGAUUUUACUGCAUGCGCAACUCUCUCUGUCUCUCCAACUUCAGACGCUUCAGCACCAAAUCACCUUUAUGGAUUAGCUAUAGUGCACUGAACAUAUUUACCUGAAGUGGACUGAAGGACGCUUGAAUGACGUUGGAUUUCACAGUCUGCUCCUCCAAAAAGUGUCUGAGUCAUCCGAGAACCUGAAUGUGCGUGGAGAAGGAGCGCGAGGACCGAUGGCUGCGCUCGCGAUACAAAGGACGGACAACUUUUUGCACACCUUUUUACAGGACCGGACGCCAAGCUCCUCUCCAGAGGGAGCACCCAACGCCCUCUCCUUCCUGGCCACCACCUGUAGCCAGGCCUGGCAGGUGGGAAGUACCAUGGGCUCAGAAGGCUCCCAGUUCCCCUACGAGAGCACCGUCAGCGCCACGUCAGGAAUGUUCCAGCUCUGGAGCAACGAAAUGGCGCCCAGCGCGGCCCUCAGCACACACCAGAUGACCUUCACGGUGCCUAAGGUGCAGUUCCCCGGACACAUGCAGCCUGGCCUGGGUCACCAUCAUCAUCACCCUCAUCAUCACCACCACCAUGAGCUGCCUCUGACCCCUCCGGCUGAGCCUCCCUCCUCCUACUCCUUCGAACUCUCCCCCGUCAAAGUGUUGUCCUCUCAGCCGCAGGCCGCCGGCCCGUAUUACCCUCAGCACAACAGUGUGGGACAAAACUUCCCCAGCUUCCUCCAGAACACUUCAGCCAGGCAUCACCUGCCUGGAGGUCACGUGGACGAAGGUCAGCAGUGGUGGAGCCUACCCCAAACCAACGCCGCCCCCGCCAACCACCCCUUCUCUCUAGGCAGACAGCUGGUGUUGGGCCACCAGCCCCAGAUAGCCGCUCUCCUCCAAGGCACCUCCAAGGGCCUGCUGAGCUCCACACGCCGUUGCCGCCGCUGCAAAUGCCCCAACUGCCAGGCGAACGGCGGGGGGUUGGAGUUCGGAAAGAAGAGACUGCACAUCUGCCACAUCCCAGAGUGUGGCAAAGUGUACAAGAAGACCUCUCACCUCAAGGCACACCUGCGUUGGCACGCCGGGGAGAGGCCCUUCAUCUGUAACUGGCUCUUCUGCGGUAAAAGCUUCACCCGUUCAGACGAGCUGCAGCGGCACCUCCGCACACACACCGGAGAGAAGCGCUUUGGGUGCCAACAGUGCGGCAAGAGGUUCAUGAGGAGCGACCACCUCUCCAAACACGUCAAGACCCACCAGACCAGGAAGAGCCGGUCGGGGCCGCCUUCGCAGAGCACAGACCCUCUGCUCACCAACAUCAAGAGAGAGUAAUCUCUGCGAUCCAUCAUUCAAAAAUAAUAAUCAACACUGAACAGACUGUGUGACUUACACUUCCUGCCAUAGGUUUGCACUAUAGAGGGUGAGCGUCAAGCUCCAUGAACAUCUUCUCUCGUCAAAGCCCUACUUUUGACUUCAAGUAGUACCAUAAAAAUAUAUUUAGAGACCAUUUUUAAUAAAAAAAAAAAUUGUGUGCUAUUUGAGGCAAGGCACCUUUAAAGAAUACUUGAAGCCUUUUUCAGUGAUAAUUGUGAGAGUUUUGCUAAAUUCAGUGUACUUUCCUGACAGAUUUCCCCUGAAACAAAACUGAUUUUAUGCCUUUGACAAUUUAAGAUUUGUUAAAAUUUCAACUGAUGUGAAAAUCUAAAUUUUUUUCAGCAUUCAUUUUGUAAAUAUGUUGUGAAUUAUGUGGCAGACAUGAGCAAAAUUACGCACAGUUUUCCUUAAUGUUGUCCAUAUUAUCAAAAUAAAUGUAUGCCUUAGUACAGCUAAAGGUUGCUGUAUAAAAAUUAUAAUUUCUGCUCUCAAACAGAAUGAAAAGAUGCUUCAGUUGCUGUUGAUAAUUUGAUUUUUAUUCCAAAAAACAUUCUUUAAUUCGUCAGCUUCAAGGUAGGGAUCUUUUUUGAAAUGUAAGUCUUUGAUCUACAGAUUUAUCUCGUCUGCUCUUAAGCAGACUCCAGAUUAGCAAACAUUUUAAAUGUUUAAAUUCUUUGUAAAUUAUGUAUAAAUAUCAUGAACAAUUUUAUUGGGGUUAUGGCCGCAUGUAAAUUUUAAUAAACAUUGUCCUUGCUGAAACAA
Sebastes umbrosus (honeycomb rockfish) is the source of this 2234-nucleotide messenger RNA. It is a transcript of the gene sp5l, whose product is annotated as Sp5 transcription factor-like. Gene Ontology annotation, biological process: regulation of transcription by RNA polymerase II. The transcript has 3 exons. Gene Ontology annotation, molecular function: DNA-binding transcription factor activity, RNA polymerase II-specific; RNA polymerase II cis-regulatory region sequence-specific DNA binding. The record is from RefSeq and is a predicted model, not a curated record. NCBI's taxonomy places the organism in Eukaryota, Metazoa, Chordata, Actinopteri, Perciformes, Sebastidae. The coding region runs from base 339 to 1430 and encodes 363 amino acids.